ACCCUCCACCACACGCACGUACGCACGCAUCCUGGACCCUGAGCCUGGACGCACUAACGCACACACACACACGCACGCACACGCAUACACACGGCCUGUGAGCGGCAGGUAAGAGGCGGUGGAUAGCUAGUGUAGACCUGGCCGUGUGGGAGGGCGGAGGAGUCUAGCCCCGCUCCACAGUGACCGCAAAUAUCUUCAACAAUUGUUGCCUUAUACGAUAGCCCCGUGUCCCCCCUUUUCCACCCUACCCACUCCAUCAUUACCCAUUAGUUUACCGGUAGUUGGAGCCGGAAGUGACAGUGUCGGGCAGUAGCAGCGUGUCCUGCCCGUUGGGUACUGGCUGCUAGGUUGGCAGUAGAGAGGCAGCAGUGACCUCAACGAAGCCGCUGUCGGCAGCGAGGCAGUAGUGACCUGCGAGAAACUGCUAGCAGGAGCGGCAGCGGCGAGGCAGUAGUGACCUUAGGCAAGCCGCCCAGGGCUACGAGAGGCAGUAGUGACCUUAGGGAAGCAGCCCAGGGCUACGAGAGGCAGUAGUGACCUUAGGGAAGCCGCCUAGGGCUACGAGAGGCAGUAGUGACCUUAGGGAAGCCGCCCAGGGCUACGAGAGGCAGUAGUGACCUUAGGGAAGCAGCCCAGGGCUACGAGAGGCAGUGCUUAGCCCUGGAAUACGAGCACAGAGCGCACCCAACGCACCCACCUGUAGCGCAGUGGGCGCCAGUGUCGGCGGACAGUCAUGAGCAAGGUUCACACACAAUAAUCAAAGAUGGGCGGGGAGGAAGGGCGUGCGCGGCCGCCCAGGAUGGUGGUGGGCGGCCUGCUGGUGGCUGCCCUGGCCGUGGGCGUGGGCGGCCAGAAGGCCAGUGCCGCGGGCGUGGAGUGUGAGUGCGCCUCCAGUCUGGCCGUGGCUGUCAUAGUGACCUUCCUGCUCACUCUGGCACUGGUGGCACUCGUCAUCUUCCUUCGGCGGCGCUGCUGCGCUUCUCACACUACUCCAGAGAGGAGUGACGGAGGUGGAGGCGGGGCGGGUGUGAGCAAGGCGGCCACCACCACGGGCGAGGCGGCUACACCUGAGAAAGCCAUGACCACAUUAGAGAAGCUGGUGCAGGCGGUGCGGUCAGGCGGGUCCAGGACCAACUCCCCCAAGAGGGCCAUGGACGACUCUCACAUGGCGGAGCCGACGGUGGUGGCGGUGCCUCUUCGCGGUCAUGACUUCACUGGACUAGGCUUCAACAUCUCCGGGAACAUGAGGGACGGCAUCUACGUCAGGGACGUCCUGCACCGAGGUCCAGCCUCAGAGUCUGGCAACAUCGCUCCAGGUGACCGGGUGCUGGGGCUAGCUGUCAGCACAGAACACAUGGUACACGAGGAUGCUCUUACCCUCCUCAGUUAUGCCUCGCCAUAUCCUGUUCUGCUCCUCCUGGAGAAGUCAGUCUCUGGGAGCGAACGUCGUCUCCCAAACGUUUCUGCGGCCCGUCCUGUUCACCCCUUCUACAGGAGUCAGUCCAUUGACGACCUGGCCAAGAUUGGUAAGGCGGACAUGUGGAGAGUCAGCCGAGCACGGGUAUACGAGGGACGAGCUGGCAUAUCGGAGGUGCCCCGCCCAGAUCUAGUGAGCGGCAGGGUGGAGCUGCCCAACCUCAGGCUCACUCCUGGCAUUGGUCUACCUACUGCCAUUCCUCCCAGGAUGAAUGCUGCUGCCCUUGUCAAGCGGGAGGCCCCCGAGCGACACUCUGAGCGGGCUAUUGACGUUCCAGGAGCCGUGGUCAACAUUCCAAAUGUCUUGGUCACAAAGCCUUCUCACACCAUAACAGCCGAUAUUUCAGAACUACAUCCGGAAAAAUCUGAUUCAAGAUUAAAGUUUGGCAUCAAAGUGUUGCCCGACUUGACCGGAAAAGUGCCAAAGCAGGAUCUGGACUUGGAAGCAGGGGGAAAGGUAUCGGGAGAGGUGAGUUUGCCUUCCCUCAGCCUGCCACAACCACAAAUCAGCGUUGAAAGAGAGGUCGACCCAUUGGCAGGGAUUGAUGGCCUAGAUGCUGUAAACAAGAAGACAGCAGGUGUAAAGUUUGGGGUUAAGCUUCCACAAAUGAAGCUGGGUGAUAUGAAGGGUGAGGCCGGCAAGGUGAGUGGUAAGGUGAGAGGCAUGCCUGAGGGUGGCCAGGUAAAGGUUGUGGGUGAGGAGAAUAUUAGUGUGUCCUUGCCUGCUACAGACCUAUCUGUUAAUACUAGUAUAGAUCAAGAUAAGAUAUCUCAUGAACCCAAAACUGAUGAUGAGAAACAGAAGGCAAAAGGUUCAUUCGGUUUUGGUUUUGGCCUCAAAGGCUUCAGCAAAGGUCAGAAUUCAGAAUCUGAAAAUGUAGAUGAGACAGGGGCAAAAGCAAAUGAAAAAGACUCAAGAAAAUCCAAAGGCCUAGGUCUAAAGGACUUUGGUUUUGGCUUUAAAGGACUUGGCAAAGAUGAUGAUGAUGAUCACACCGCUGCCUCAGAUGAAGAGAAAGUAAAGUCCAAAAACACAAUUGGGGUAAGUGUUGAUGUACCAGACGUUAACCUGCCCAUCGUUGACUUUGAACGUGCGAAAAAGGCAUCUGGUGGUGAUGAUAGUGAACAGUCCUCAAAAUCUAAAGAAGGUCCAGGCUUUGGAAUUAACUUCAAAGCACCAGAAAUAUCUAUGCCACAGUUCAGUUUAAGGGGAGAAGCGAGAAACAAGGAUAAGGAAAAUGACUCAAAGACAGAGAGCAUGAAUGAGAGUGAUAAGGACGAAAUUGACAGUGGUGGUUUAGCCUUCAGGAUGAACGUGCCUGAUAUCAGCUUACCAGAUCUUAGUUUUAAGAGAGGAAAGACUAAUGCUGAGGGAGAUUUAGCAAUUAAAGCUACUGAUCAAAUGCCAGAUAUUAAUGUACAAAAUAGAACCAGUAUAAGCUAUAAACCUGGAGAAGUUACUCUUCCCAAUGUGGAUUUGCAAGCUCUUGGUGAGGCCGAAGCCAGCCAUGACUCUGAUGAUAAUAGUGACAAAAAGAAUAAGGGCUUUAGCUUUGGUCUUAAGGCUCCAGAUUUUAGCCUGCCAAGCUUCAGUGUAGGAGGCCGAGGUGGAGGCGAUAAGCACUUGGGUAAAGACUCUGACAACUCCAAAAUCAAGGAUAAUGGCAAAAAUAUAAGUCUUCAUGCAGGGUUACAAGGCCCUAAUAUACAACUUCCAGAUGUAGAGCUUAAAGGCAAGGCUGAAGUUAGUGAACUUCAUGAAGAAAUGGAAAAUACAUCAGAUGAUGAUAGUGGCAAAAAGAAAACUAAAAAGAACAAAAAGGGCUUCAGUUUGGGUCUUAAAGCUCCAGAAUUUAACUUGCCAAGCAUAAGUCUAAGAGGCCAUGCUGAAGGGACUGGAAAUGAGAAUUCAGAUAAUGAAGGUAAUGAGGAUAAGAAAAGUAACAGAAAUUACAGCGUAGAACUGAAAGGUCCGAACAUUGACGUCCCAAGUGUGUCUUUGAAGGCACAUGGAGAUACAGCUGAACCUGAUGAUGGUAGCAUCGUAUUAAAGGCUCCAGACAUAAAUCUUCCAAGUAUAAACUGGAGGGGUCGUGGAGAAGGACAUGAAGGUGAGGUUGAACUACCUAAGCAUCUAGAGAGAACGUCUGACAAAUACAGCAUCUCCAAAAAAGACAUAAAUCUUGAUCUUCAGGGUCCUGACUUCAGUCUUCCCUCUGUUGAUAUAACUGCUGAAAAAAGAGACAAAGGCCAUCGUGACCAGAAUGAUGAUGAUGAUGAUAAUGAUAAGGAAAAGAAGGUCAAGAAAGGUCUGAGUUUUGGAUUCAAAGGACCAGAGAUUAGUUUACCCAGCUUAAGUCUAAAAGGUUAUGGGGAUGGAGAUAAAGAACAAAAGGCAGAUUCAGAUGAUCAGGAUAAAACUAAUGGCAAAUCCAAGAAAGGCUUCAGCUUUGGACUCAAGGGGCCAGACAUGAGUUUACCAUCCAUUAGUUUAAGAGGCCAUGGACAGGGUGAUAAUGAAGAAAAUGAAGACCCAGAGGAGAAAGACAGUGAUAAGUCAAAGACUGACCUCAGUUUGGGUGUAAAAUGUCCAGAUGUAAACUUUCCAAGUGUGAGUCUAAGAGGAAGCGCUCAGGAAAUAGAACAAGAUAUCAGGGAUUCAGAUGAUGAAGCAAAGAGUAAGAAGUCCAGGAAAGGUUUCAGCUUUGGAUUUAAGGGUCCUGACAUUAACUUAGCCAACAUGAGUUUAAAAGGUCAAGGAGAAGGAAAUGAACAUGAAAUAGAUGAAUCAGACGAAGAAGGUAAUGCAGAAAAGGGUAAGAAGCCUAAGAAAGGCUUCAGCUUUGGCUUUAAGGGCCCGGAUGUUAAUUUACCCAGCAUGAGUUUAAAAGGUCAUGGGGAAGGAAAUGAACAUGAAAUAGAUGAAUCAGAUGAAGACGGUAAUGCAGAAAAGGGUAAGAAGGCUAAGAAAGGCUUUAGCUUUGGCUUUAAGGGUCCAGAUGUCAAUUUACCCAGCAUGACCUUAAAAAAUCAUGGGGAAGGAAAUGAGCAAGAAAAAGAGGAAUCGGACAAAGAUAACCCUGAAAAAGAUAAGAAAUCCAAGAAAGGCUUCAGCUUUGGAUUCAAGGGCCCCGAUGUGAAUUUACCAAGUGUGAGCUUAAGAACCCAUGGGGAAGGAAAUGAAGAAAAGGUUGAAUCAGAUGAAGAUAAAACAGACAAAGAUAAGAAGUCAAAGAAAGGCUUCAGUUUUGGAUUUAAGGGGCCAGACAUUAACGUGCCUAGUGUGAGUCUAAAAAGCAGUGGUGCUCAUGGACAUGAUGGCAUAGAUGUUGAGUCAGAUAAUGCUGACAUCAAAAACAAAGACAAGAAGUCCAAGAAAGGCUUUAAUUUUGGCUUUAAGGGCCCAGAUGUUAACUUACCUAGCAUGAGCUUAAAAGGUCACGGGGAAGGAAAUGAACACGUAAUAGAUGAACUAAACGAGGAAGGUAAUGCAGAAAAGAGUAAGAAGUCCAGGAAAGGUUUCAGCUUUGGAUUUAAGGGUCCUGACACUAACUUACCCAGCAUGAGCUUAAAAGGUCAAGGGGAAGGAAAUGAACAUGAAAUAGAUGAAUCAGCUGAAGAAGAAGAUAAUGCAGAAAAAGGUAUGAAGUCCAAAAAAGGCUUCAGCUUUGGCUUCAGAGGCCCAGAUGUUAAUAUGCCCAGCAUGACCUUAAAAAGCCAUGGAGAAGGAAACAAAGAAUUUGCUGGGGAAGAUGAAACGGAGAAGGAACAAUCAAAGAAAGGCUUUGGGUUUGGGUUCAAAGGUCCUGAUAUUAACCUACCAAGCUUCUCUAUGAGUGGUAGAGAACAAGUAGAUUUAAAAGGAAAGCCUGAACUAGAUGAGGAAAGCAGCAAGGGUGGCAACAGAAAAGGCUUUAGCUUGGGGCUAGUGGGACCAGAUGUCACCUUGCCAGAUGCAAGCUUGGAAGUUAGUAGUAGUCUCUUAGAGGAUGAGGAGAAACGUAUGUCUGACAGAGAUACGAAGCUAAAGAAAGGUUUCGGGCUAGAAUUCAGAGGCCCAGAUAUAAAUGUUCCUAAUGUCCGAUUGCGGGGUCAUGGUGAUGGAAAGGAGUCUGAGAAAGAGGAAGCAGAUGAUAAAGAUAGCAACAAAAAGGACAACAAAUCAGUAAGAGAUUUCAGUUUUGGACUAAAAGCCCCAGAUAUUAGUGUACCGAGCAUUAGUUUAAGAGGGCACGAUGAAGUGAAAGAUAAAAUGGAGUUUGAUAAUGAAGAGGAGAAAGACAAAAAGUCAAAGAAAGGCUUUAGUUUUGGAUUCAAGGGUCCAGAUGUUAACUUACCCAGCAUGAGCUUGAAGGGGAGCACCCAUGAGAUGGAAGGCAAAAACAGAGAAUCAGAUAAUGAAGAUGGCAAAGACAAGGACAAGAAGCCAAAGAAAGGAUUCAGUUUUGGAUUCAAGGGUCCAGAUGUUAAUCUGCCCAGUAUGAAUCUCAAGGCCAGCGCUCAUGGGAUGGAAGAUGAAAACAAAGAGUCAGAUGACGAAGAUGGCAAACACGAAGAUAAGAAGUCAAAGAAAGGCUUCAGUUUUGGAUUCAAAGGUCCAGACGUUAACUUACCCAGUGUGAGCGUCAAGGGAAGCAGCCAUGGGAUGGAAAUGGAAAAUAGAGAAUCCGAUAACGAAGAUGGCAAAGACAAAGAUAAAAAGCCAAAGAAAGGCUUCAGUUUUGGAUUCAAAGGUCCAGACAUUAACUUACCCAGCAUGAGCUUGAAAGAAAGCGGCCACGAGAUAGAAGGCGAAAACAGAGAAUCAGAUAAUGAUGAAGAUGGCAAAGAUAAGGAUAAGAAGUCAAAGAAAGGCUUCAAUUUUGGAUUCAAGGCUCCAGACGUUAACUUACCCAGCAUGAGCUUGAAAGGAAGCACCGAUGAAACUGAAGGCAAAAGCAGAGGAUCAGAUGAUGAAGAAGAUGGCAAAGAUAAGGAUAAAAAGUCAAAGAAAAGCUUCAGUUUUGGAUUCAAGGGUCCAGACGUUAACUUACCCAGCAUGAGCUUGAAGGAAAGCAGCCAUGAAAUGGAAGGUGAAAACAGAGAAUCAGAUAAUGAUGAACAUGACAAAGAUAAGGAUAAGAAGUCAAAGAAAGGCUUCAGCUUUGGAUUCAAGGGUCCAGACGUUAACUUACCCAGUGUGAGCUUGAAGGAAAGCAGCCAUGAAAUGGAAAGUGAAAACAGAGAAUCAGAUAAUGAUGAACAUGACAAAGAUAAGGAUAAGAAGUCAAAGAAAGGCUUCAGCUUUGGAUUCAAGGGUCCAGACGUUAACUUACCCAGUGUGAGCAUGAAGGGAAGCAGCCAUGGGAUGGAAAUGGGAAACAGAGAAUCCGAUAACGAAGAUGGCAAAGACAAUGAUAAAAAGAAGAAAGGAUUUGGUUUUGGAUUCAAGGGUCCAGAUAUAAAUUUACCGAGCAUGAGCUUGAAGGGGAGCACCCACGAGAUGGAAGGCAAACACAGAGAAUCAGAUGAAGAAGAAGCUGGCAAAGACAAGGAUAAGAAGUCAAAGAAAGGCUUCAGUUUUGGAUUUAAGGGUCCAGACGUUCACUUACCCAGCGUGAGCUUGAAGGAAAGCAGCCAUGAAAUGGAAGGUGAAAACAGAGAAUCAGAUGUUGAAGAUGGCAAAGAUAAAGAUAAAAAGUCAAAGAAAGGCUUCAGUUUUGGAUUUAAGGGUCCAGAUGUUAAUCUACCUAGCAUGAGUCUCAAGGCCAGCGCUCCUGGAACAGAAGAUGAAAACAAAGAGUCAGAUAAUGAAGAUGGCAAAGACGAAGACAAGAAGUCAAGGAAAGCCUUCAAGUUUGGAUUCAAGGGUCCAGAUGUUAACGUACCCAGCAUGAGCUUGAAGGGGAGCACCCAUGAGAUGGAUGGUGAAAGUAGAGAAUCAGAUAAUGAAGAUGAUAAAUACAAAGAUAAGAAGUCAAAGAAAGGUUUCGGUUUUGGAUUCAAGGGUCCGGAUGUUAAUUUACCCAGUGUGAGUCUCAAAGGAAGUGCUCACAGAAUGGAAGAUGGAAAUGAAGAGCCAGAAAAUGAAGAUGGCAAAGAUGAAGAUAAGAAGUCAAAGAGAGGCUUCAGUUUUGGAUUCAAGGGUCCGGAUGUUAACGUACCCAGCAUGAGCUUGAAGGGAAGCACCCAUGGGAUUGAAGGUGAAAGCAAAGAAUCAGAUAAUGAAGAUGAUAAAUACAAAGAUAAAAAGUCAAAGAAAGGCUUCAGUUUUGGGUUCAAGGGUCCUGAUAUUAGCCUACCCAGUUUUACCUUAAAAGCUCAUAGAGAUGGAGAAGAAGGCCAAGAUUCGGACAAAGAAGAUAAUACAGAUAAAAUGGGUGGGUCAAAGAUUAAUUUAGGAUAUGAUAUUACGAGUCCAAUGGUAAGUCUUCCCUCGUUAAGUACGAGAGUCUCUGGUGAUUCGGAAGACAAGGAAGAGUCAAGAGCUGAAUUAAGAAAUAAACACAAAGAUCACCAAACCCAUGAGGGAUUUACGGUUGGUUUGAAACACCCAGACAUUAGCCUUCCAAGUGUUAAUUUGAAAGGCUCUGAACAUGGUGAUGGAAACAAUGAAUCAGAUGUUGAAGAUAGCAAAGAUAUUCAUAAAAAAUCCAUGACAGCAUUUAGCUUUGGGCUAAAGGGACCAGAUAUUAAAAUGCCCAGCAUGAGUUUGAAAGGUCAUGGAUAUGGGGAUGAUGAUGAAGAGACACAUGGUGAGAAUGACAAAGAUAAAAAGUCUAAAAAAGGCUUCAGCUUUGGAUUCAAGGGCCCUGAUGUUACGAUGCCAAAUGUCAAUCUGAAGGGUCCUGAUGUCAAGAUGGCAAGUAUAGGCAUAAAAAGCAGUGUGGAAGCUAACACAGAUGAUGAUAAAACCAGCUACUCACACAGGAAGGAAAUGGAUCUUGGGACUGCUAAGAGCUUUAACAUGGCACUGAAAAGUCCCAGCAUAAGCAUACCUUCAGUAGAUGUGAGAGCUCAUGGUCAGCCAGACAUCGAGACUACACGAAGAAAUGAUGAACAAGUGGAUUGGGAUGAUCAAGAUAAGUCAAACAGAGGGUUAAGUUUUGGAUUUAAAGGCCCUGAUGUUAGCUUCCCUAGUUUAAAUUUAAGAGGUGCUGAAGAAGCAAGCAUAGAUGCUGGUGAGAAAGAAUUUGACAUAGACAAAACUUCAAAGAAAGGCUUCAGCUUUGGACUGAAAGGUCCUAAGGUGAGUCUUCCUGGCAUGAUCUUGAGAAGUAGUGGAUAUCAUGAGACAGAUAACAAAGACAUUAACUAUGAUGAGCAGGAACCAGAAUCUAAAAGAAAUUUCAACAUUAAACUUAGGGGUCCCGAAGUUGGCGUGCCCAGUUCAAACUUGAAAGUUUCUGGUCAACUUGGACAAAAUGAUUAUGAAAAAGAACCUGAUGAAAAUGAAGACAAAAAGUUAAAUAAAGGCAUUAACUUUGGCUUUAAAGGUCCUGAUAUAAAUAUACCGAGCUUUAACUUGAGAGGUCGUGGAGAAGAGAGGGAUCAAGGCAAGUCGGACGACGAAAUGACACACAAUGAAGUCGUGAAAAAUGAAAAACGAUUUAACUUUGGAAGCAAGAGACCUGAAGUUAAUCUUCCAAAUAUAAAUUUGAAAAGCAGUGGGCAUGAAAGCCUACAAGAGAGAGAGAAAUAUUCACUGGAAGGUAAACCCAAUAGUGGACUCAGCUUUGGAAUCCAAGGUCCUGAAGGACACAUUCAGGGCUUGUCUUUAAAUAGCCAAGAAUAUAGAGGUAACAUAGAUACCUCUAAUUUUGAUAACAUUAGCAAGGAAAGAUUUGAUAUAAAUUUCAGAGGACCUGAUGUCAAAGUAUCUAAAGUUAAUGUAAUUUUGUCUGAAGAAAAGGAAGCAUUAAAUUCAUCAGAAACAGGCAAAAAUGAGGCUGCCUUAAAACAAAAAGGUGAGCACUCUCUAGGAAUUUCUUUAAAUACUCCUGACAUAACUUUCCCAAACUUUGGGAGUCAAGUCAACAAGAACAAUAAUGACACCAAAUUAAUUUUGGGUAAAGAGCAGAGUGUGAGCCUUCAAUUCCAUCCUCCAAGUGUGACUGUACCAGCAUUAUCAGCUGGAUCAGUUAGUGUAGCCAGUAACCAAGAUGCUUCUGUUUAUUUGCACAACCAGAACAUUAGUAUGAACCUCCAAGAUGCUGAUAUUCCAUCUGCUAAGAUGGAAAUUACCCAUGAUGAUGAUGAUGUCCUCAAUGCUCCAAAGAAAAAAGGAAAAUCAGGCUUCGGAUUCAACCUAAAUACUCCUGAUAUUAGCUUACCUGACUGGGAUCUCCAUUUAGGUCAGAAGGGUGAGAGAACCAAAGAAUCUCACAUGUCUGGGGAAAACAGCCCUGAAUUUGACCAAAAUGCAGUAGGCAUUAGUGGCGGCAAAGUGGUCAAGUCUCACGCUAGUGGCCUGGCAAUGGAGAUUGAAAAUGAACUCCUGUCUCGCAAUUUUGGUAUUGAAGUGCCAGGUUUUGACGAGUGUGAUUUGCCAGAGGUUGAUAUUGACCUCAAGAAAGCCAAAAUUGAUUUACCAGAAGUGGAUCUACAGUCUAGGGUUUUGGAAGCCAGAUAUUCUGGAAUGAGUUUAGAGGGGGAGCAACCCAAGACAGAAGGAAGCAGUUCUUUGAUAGAGAUGGAGAAUGCCAGACUCUCCCCUGGGUUUGGUAUGGCGUUUGGAUUUAAAGGCUUUAAGAAACACAUCGGUCUUGAGCCUAGAGACAGCGGCAUCCUGACUGUAGAACCUGAUAUUAAUUCCAGGAGUAUUGAAGCUAAAGUUGAGAGUCCUGCCGUAGCCAUCCCCGAGGGCACUGUUGCUGCUAUGAAAAAGGAGAUACUAGAUGCAUCCACUGAUGCAUCAACACCAAAUACCAGACAUUCUGGUGUUACUGUUACACUGACUGAGCCUCAGACAUCAUUAGCUACCCCUGAAGGUUUCCACAUCAAAAGCAGCAAGUUUGCAGGUGUUGGGGAGAGCACACAGGUCAGACUUAGAGCAAAAGCUCCUGCUAUUCCAGUUGUCACCACAGAUGAUGAUGAAGGGGACAAAAUAAAAGGAAAAUCAAAGUUUAAAGAUGAAGAAGAUGACGAGAAGACAAAAUCAAAGCACAAAUUUGGCCUUGGAUUUGGAUUUCGAGGCUUUAACCGAUCAUCAGACAGUGAGGAGGAUUCACGAGAACCCACUUCCCUGACACCUGAUCCCGAUCGGCCUGAAGUUAAGGAUGACAAAAAGAAAGGUCGUGGUAAGAUGAGCUUUGGAUUUAAAGGCUUUUCACGAUCCUCUGACACUGAAGAAGAACAUGUAGAAAAAGUCUCAGGGGCACCAAUGGACAAAGAGGGUGAGGAUGAUAAACCUCGACCGAGGGUGAAGGGAGGAUUAAAUUUUGGAUUUAAGGGGAGAGGCAACAGAAGCUCCGACUCGGAAGAUAACAAUGACCAAGAACGAGUGGGUACUGACCCUCAUGCCGAGUCUGGUAGCAUCAAGCAUAAACUCAAGCCAAGUCUCAGCUUUGGUUUCAAGAGCAAAAACAAGAACUCUGACAUGGAAAGCGGGGAGGCAGAGGUUGAGGCGAUGCGCCGGGACCAACCAGACGCUGAAGAAGAAAUUAAAGUCAAAACCAAAUCCAGCCUUAAUUUUGGUUUAAAAGGCUUUGGCAAGAAUGAAGGCAAAUAUGAUACGAGAUCAGAUUCUGAGGGAGGAGAUGCAGAUGAGAGGCGUUCUCUGGACACUCGUGGCGAUGAUGCCCCACGAGCAAAGACGCAAAAAGGAUUGGGCUUUACAUUCAGAAACCGAAGUGGGAGAAGUACUUCUGAUUCUGAGGGAGUUGAGACAGAGGAACGGGUAGAUUAUGACACUCGUGGUGGUGAUGAAAAAGUUAAGGAACACAAAAGCAAAGGCAUCCGUUUAGGCUUUAAAGGCUUCAAGAAUCUCAAGGGAAAAAUCCAAACAGAAUUUAACCGCAUGCGACAUGACAGUCACUCUAGUGAAGAUGAGGCAACACGUGAGGGGGCUGUCAAUGACCAUCCAGGAACAAAUGAAGCCAAGCGGAAAAAGAAUGCCAAGAAAAAGAAAGAUAAGGAGAAAAAGAACAAGAAAGAAGAUGAAGAGGUUCUCAAUACAUCAGAAGAGAAUGCCUUAGCUCUUGCUGCUGCAGCGGCUAAAGAAAAUAGACGAAAACGACAAGAGAAAACGUGUAGCUCAUCUUCAUCCAGUACUUCAUCAAGCUCUGAUGAAAAGGAUGAAACUCCAACGGAAUUAAAGAAGAGAAAACGUAACAGAGGGAGGAGUCGCCAAGUGGCCACAGGGAUGACAGAAAUAACCAUUAAUGAACGACCUGUUGAUGUUGAGGUGAACGAGAUGGUGGAGGCAACAUCACGACAGGUGGAUGUGGUCUUACCCCCACUACUGGCGACAUACACCUCCUCACAGCCUGAUGAAGUUGAUUCUGCCCCAUCUAAGCGCCGUGCCCCUGAACCUCCUCAUGCCCCUAUCCCUGCUGCUCGGAGCAAUGUUGUGGUGCGCGAAGUAAAACUCAAGUCCUACCAGCCUCCUGUAGGAGCUGCAGAAGUAGUAGAAGUGAUGCAGAGAACAGUACUUGAGCGACGAGUCCCAUUAAUGUCUUUUAAUGAUGAAGUCUCCAUCGCCUCAGACAGUGAAGGAGAACGGGCUAUUAUUAGAGCUCACAUAGAACCAGUAACGUCAUCUACACCAAAGCGACCACCUACAGACUCCGAAGAACUGAAACGAAAAGCAGCUUCUUUGGGAGAUCUUUCCCGCCUACAUGUGGAGCCCGACACAGUCAAUGUUGUGCUGGAACGUGCCAUGUCCUUAGAUCUGACAAGAGCUAAAGCAACUGUCGCAAUAGAUAAUGCCUCAGGGCUUCACCGUCCACAUCGUCUGCAACUUCCAGAUUCAUCUGCAACUUCCAUAGAAGAGGAAGAGGGGGUUCGGGUGGGAUUGCGAGUAGAGGGCGGGACUGGACUACGACGUGCAGAGCAGUGGGGUACUCUUGAGCAGGCACUUCUCUACAGAAGAAACAGUAAUGGGAAUUUAGAUGAUGCCAUAUCUACAUGUGUGAUGGAACCUGAAGGUGAACCUAUAUCUCACAUUGAAAUUAGUGGUUCAACAUCAGUCACAGAUAUCUCAAGCCAGUGGGUGACAGCAUCAGAGACUUCAAAAAACAGCAUCAGUUUGCAGCACAGUGCAAUCAAUUGUGAGGACUCCCCAGCAUUAGCAGCCAGACCUGCUCCUGUGGGUGGCACCACUAUAACACUUCUUGAUGGUGACACAACAAUAAUGGGAGGGGCUGUUGAGGUCACUCCUGUCACCACAGCUGAGGACCGCGUGGUGGUGGUACAGGCACAUCCACCUUCACCACAUGAGAGAAAAAUCAGCAGUUUUAGCGUUCAGCUUCGCCACGUAACCUCUCAGCAGACACCUCAAAUCCAGAAAAUGGUGACCAGCAGCAGCUGUAGCAGCAGUCGUAGUAGUCUGAGCAGUGACAGUGAAAUUGAAGCUGGAAUGGUUGACGAAGUUGGUAGGAGAGGAGUGACUGUGACUGUUGCACCCCGCAUCAGUAGUGUGGAUGUGGGUGGCUCAAGCUCUACAGCUGUGCCACCACCCAUUCCGCCCAAGCCACGCACAUCACGCACUCAGUCACCCCCUCAACUGAUAAUGGCACGUCAUGAGCCUGCACUUGUCACUGUAAGAGAGAAUGGUGCUGUGGUGGUGUCCACUGACAAUCUUACCCACCUGCAGGAAGGCACCAUGGAUCACUUUACUACUGAUAAUGUCAGCAUUGAAACAGUAAACAUAGCUGGCGACACUAUCAUAGUGGACUCCCCGGAAAAUGGUAACAACUUCCCUGCUUAUGUCCUACGUACCGACCACAUAGCCACCAUGCCCCAGAAGUCGCUCACUCAGAUAACAGUAGAAGGAGGAGGGUACAGAGUUAAUGAUGGAGCCCUGAGUCAGACACUGAUUAUCUCCACCCCGACACACACACACCUCUCUCCUCCUGGUCCAGACUCCCCACCACCCACUCUACAGCCACCACAGUAGCCGACCUAUCAUGACUAAGAGUUGCACUAAAAUUGACUUAUUGUCACCUCUAUUACCCACCAUGACCUGAGACGUCAUUGAGGGACCAGGUGACAUGUGGUGGUCACCCCUGCAGAAUUAAUCAAAAUCUUUUGUCAUUGCAAGGUGGCUGAAGCCACAACUUGUAAUACAGAUAGCACAUGGGGCUGGCCACUACCUUACACUGCAUUGUGCUGGCUAUGGCAUCACACCAUAUGGUGCAUGCACCUCUUGCACUGUGUGGUUCAAGCCCCUGCCUCACACUGUGUGGUUCAGGCCCCUGCUUCACACUGUGGUGCAGGCUCCUGCCUCACACUGUGUGAUGCAGGCUCCUGCCUCACACUGUGUGGUGCAGGCCCCCGCCUCACACUGUGGUGAAGGCCCCUGCCUCACACACUGUGGUGCAGGCCCCUGCUUCACACACUGUGGUGCAGGCUCCUGCCUCACACUGUGUGGUGCAGGCCCCUGCCUCACACACUGUAGUGCAGGCCCCUGCCUCACACACUGUAGUGCAGGCCCCUGCCUCACACACUGUAGUGCAGGCCCCUGCCUCACACACUGUAGUGCAGGCCCCUGCCUCACACACUGUAGUGCAGGCCCCUGCCUCACACACUGUAGUGCAGGCCCCUGCCUCACACACUGUAGUGCAGGCCCCUGCCUCACUUUACCACUCACCUGUAACCAAGGCUCCCCUCAUUUUAAUCAAAUUAUUUAUAUUCAAAUUAUAUAUACUGUAAGUUAAUAUUUCUUGCUUUGACACAAACUAAAUAUAUAUAUAUAUAUAUGCAAUUGACGAUCACAAAACACUGAUCAUUUUAUGCGGAAAAUCCACAGAGAAAUAUGAAAUGAGGUGAACGU
Messenger RNA from Procambarus clarkii (red swamp crayfish), 14449 nucleotides. The record is from RefSeq and is a predicted model, not a curated record. Lineage: Eukaryota; Metazoa; Arthropoda; Malacostraca; Decapoda; Cambaridae.